CUAAAAUAAAACAUCGGUGAAAUAUGUUGCGGACUCUGAAGACUGACUCUGAACACCCACCAGGCAACAACCUGCCCUUAAUAUCCCAUCCCAUCUAGUCUUCUUCAGGCGGUAUCCGGCUAUCCCUCGUACAAGCCCAGUCCUUCUAUCGACCAUGGCCGCAGAGGCAGACGGCGAUGCAACGACAGGACCCAAGUGCACAGAGAUGCAAGAGCGGCUGACAGAAGUAGGAAUGAAGGCUGACCUUGAGGCCCCUGCUUUACCAGGAAUGGAUGGUUCAGCGAUCAUAUGUAGGGAGGUGUGCCGGUCGUAUGGCAAACUGAAGGUGCUCAGCAACCUCAACUUGACCGUGCCUCAGGGACACAUCUAUGGCCUACUGGGUCCAAGUGGAUGUGGCAAAACCACUCUGUUGAAAUGCAUUGUGGGAACUCUGAACAUUUCACGGGGUCACAUCAGUGUGUUAGGGAAACCACCUUCGUUCCCUGGUCAUGAAGUGCCUGGAAGGAUGGUGGGCUAUAUGCCACAGGACCUGGCAUUAUAUAAUGAGUUCACCAUCAGCGAUACACUAACCUUUUUUGGACGAAUCCAUGGGUUGUCAUCGAAGGACACUCAGGCACGAGUGAAUUUCCUUGUAGACUUCUUGGAUCUACCUCAGAAAAAUAGACUGGUCCGGAAUCUCAGUGGAGGGCAGAAGAGGAGGGUAUCUUUGGGAGCAGCCUUGCUUCAGAACCCACAGUUGCUGAUUUUAGAUGAGCCUACAGUCGGAGUGGACCCAGUACUCAGAGCGAGAAUCUGGCAGCAUCUGGUUGAAAUAGUGAAGACGGGCCGCGUAUCUGUUAUCAUCACUACUCACUACAUUGAGGAGGCCAGGCAAGCCAAUGUGGUCGGUCUGAUGAGAAACGGACAACUCCUGGCCGAGGGGCCUCCUGACGCAGUAAUGAAGCAACACAAUGCUGUGACACUAGAGAAUGCUUUCCUACAACUCUGUGAGACAUCUGACCAAGUGGUGGCCAAACACGGAGUGAGUCCGCAGGGCCAGCUUUUAGAAAAUAGCCAAUCAUUUGAAAGCAGCCGGGAAGAGAACAGGCCCAUUCUGGGGACUGGACUAGAGGAGCUGCCCAAAUACUCAGCCGACUGGAAAGUCAGAGCGAGACAUCUGGUGCCAAAGUGGCGGAACAUUGCAGCCCUGAUGAUCAAGACCUUGGUUAGAAUGAAGAGAAUGCCAGGAUCCUUGUGCUUCCAGUUCCUGUUGCCAGUGAUCCAGAUCUCUCUCAUGUGUCUGUGUAUCGGAGCAGACCCAAAGGGAAUACAGGUGGCCGUGGUCAACAAUGAAACCGCCCCAAACUCCUACAGCCAAUCAUUACUCUCCUUUAUUGACAAUUCCAGUGUGGAGCAGGUGAACUUAUCUCACGCAGAAGCUUUCGCAGGUGUCUAUAAUGGAGAGUACUGGGGCGUCAUAGGGUUCGGCAAGAACUUUACCUCCUAUCUGACCAAGAGGAUGAUAUCCCGUCAAGUUUCUCGGGAAGUGGUAGAUGGUGGAUCAGUACACGUCUGGCUGGACCUAACAAAUCAACAAAUUGCCACUAUGCUCCAGAAAAAACUUGCAGAUGCCUUUGAUGCCUUUGUCCAGUAUAAGAUGGGCCACUCAUCCUACCUUGUUUCGCUACCUGUAAAGUUUGAGGAGCCUAUUUACGGCAGCCUAAACACAGACUUCACCACGUUUGUUACUCCGGGAGCUGUACUAAGCAUCACCUUUUACCUGGCUGUGGGCUUGACCGCCCUCUCGUUUGUGCUUGAGAGGAAGGAGGGUCUUUUGGACAGGUGCUGGGUCGCAGGUGUCAGUUCUCUGGAGACCAUGUUGGCUCACCUCUUUUCUCAGUUGUUUGUCAUCAGUGUCCAGAUCGUUCUACUGCUUCUCUUCAUCCUGCUCGUCUUCAAGAUUCCUAACGAGGGUUCUCUGGUGUUGGUCAUAGCUCUGAUCGUCCUGCAGGGUGUGACGGGCAUCUCUUUUGGCCUGGUCAUCUCCGCAGCCAUAGACGAUGAGCAGAAUGCCAACCAAGCCGCCCUGGGCAUCUUCUACCCCAACCUCAUCAUCAGUGGGAUCAUCUGGCCAGUGGAGUGUAUCCCCUAUCCACUACGCUACAUUAGCCUGGCUCUGCCCCAGACAUAUGCCUCAGAGGCCCUCCGCUGUAUCAUGUAUAGAGGCUGGGGCCUCACUCGGAUGAUGGUGUGGAGAGGUUUUGCUGUCACCUUGGGCUGGAACACCUUCUUCAUCAUAUUGGCCACCGUCAUCCUUAAGUUGAGGACGUGAGACCCCGACCCGGGAAAGAGAUGAGAGGAGGACUGCCAGACGAGACGAGUAUGGAUGAGGCUCCGUGAACAGGCUUCUGCCUCCUGUCUUUGGUUGGGUGUGGUCACUGUGGUUAAAUACACUCUGUACCAUAGUCCCUAUUGCAAGCACACAUUCACAAUCAUGGCCAUGCACAAUUACAUACACACACAUGCUCAAUCACACACUUAUACAAUCAUACAAACAUGCACACUCACUCACAGACACAUCUAAGCACUCACAAACAAUCCCAAUUCCAAGCCUAUGAACAUACCAGUGUGUGUGUAUGUAGGUUCUGUUGAGGAAAACCUAAAAAAACGUUGCAGAUAAAAACAGACCACUUACAAAAACCCACUGCUCUCGUUUCAGGAUAAGACUGGUGUGUGUUCUAGGUGUUACAUUUCUAUAUGCAACCCAUGUAAAAUUUACACCUCCUGAGAUGAGGCAUGGACCUCAGGAUUUGUCUUUAUUUCUGCACAAAUUUGUAUUUUGAACAUAAUUACUAAAUGCAUAUGAGACAGACUAUGGAUUCAGUUCCUGCAUAUCUUUU
Hypomesus transpacificus is the source of this 2879-nucleotide messenger RNA. It is a transcript of the gene abch1, whose product is annotated as ATP-binding cassette, sub-family H, member 1. Gene Ontology annotation, molecular function: ABC-type transporter activity; ATP binding; ATP hydrolysis activity. The coding region runs from base 155 to 2311 and encodes 718 amino acids. NCBI's taxonomy places the organism in Eukaryota, Metazoa, Chordata, Actinopteri, Osmeriformes, Osmeridae. The record is from RefSeq and is a predicted model, not a curated record. The transcript has 21 exons. Gene Ontology annotation, biological process: transmembrane transport. Gene Ontology annotation, cellular component: ATP-binding cassette (ABC) transporter complex; membrane.